This is a messenger RNA of Carassius gibelio (silver crucian carp), 2119 nucleotides long. It is a transcript of the gene cfap36, whose product is annotated as cilia and flagella associated protein 36. NCBI's taxonomy places the organism in Eukaryota, Metazoa, Chordata, Actinopteri, Cypriniformes, Cyprinidae. The coding region runs from base 228 to 1214 and encodes 328 amino acids. The transcript is spliced from 10 exons. Gene Ontology annotation, cellular component: ciliary base; axoneme. The record is from RefSeq and is a predicted model, not a curated record.
CCGGCGCUGGAGGAGGCGCUGCGCGGCCGAGCACUGCUCCCGGGACUCCCGGAGAACAAGAGAAGCAGAAGUGACGCCCGCGGUGACGCAUCGGUUGCUACGGCUGCGGAUUAUGUUGCACACAUCCGGGGUGUCCGUGGCUCGUGCGCUCGCGUGUGUUUGUAAAGCACUUGUGUCCACAGGCGCGCAGUAACGCGCGCGGCGAUGAGAGCGUCUCUCCAGUGAUCAUGGCGGAUGACAGCGAGUGGGUGCUGGAGAGCAUCGCGGGCUUCCUGAGCAGCCCAGACUGGCUCAUCCCGAUGGCACACUUCAUGGACAACAAGUGCUCAGUGUUUGAUGAUGAGGAUGAGAAUAAGCUGUCAUACACAGAGAUCCAUCAUCAGUACAAGCAGCUGGUGGAGCGUCUGCUGGAGAACCACAUGCAGGAGGUGGGCAUCAGUGAGCAGCAGUUCCUGGACGCCUGCUCGUCUCUCAGCAAGACCAGGACCCUGCAGACUGUUUUCCAGCCGGUUCUCGCUACAGAUGAUUUUCAGAUGUUUCGCUCUCUGAUGAUCCAGAAGAACAUGGAGCUGCAGCUGCAGGCGCUGCGUGUCAUCAAGGAGAGAAACGGAGGACUCCCCGAGUGUCUGACAGACGGUGUGGACGUCGUGAGUGAACUGGAGCAGCAGGAACUGAAGAUUCUUCAGGAGGUUCUCAAGAGGUCGAAGGAGGAGUAUGAUCUGGAGAUGGCACACAGGGUACAGGAGAAGGAGGAGCAGGCCUCCACCUCCAGCAGUCUGUCUGAGACCCCGCUGUGUGAGACUACCAACGGCACCACGGACCCCCAAGAGCUGAAGAUCCAGGAGCCGGAGUCUGCAGCCACACCGGCAUGUCAAAGUAAAGCUCUUCCUGCAGUGAAGGCUCCUGUCAAGGGUUCAGUGUCUGCUGAACACACACCGAGCCCAGAGAGUGUGAGAGAUGAGGACACACCGAGAGACAGCAGAGCGCUCGCUGAGGAGCAGGCGUUACAGCAGCGCUCGGAGUAUCUGAAGCAGCAGAGAGAUAAACUCCAGGCACUGAAGAGAGAUCAGAGCCAGAAGAGCCCGGCUGAGGCUCCUCCUGCGGCCCCGGGGCCCAAACACACUGCACAGGAAAUAUCUGUAGAAGAGAAGAAGAAAUUGCAGAAGAGAAAGCAUCUGGCCGAGAAGCUGAAAGAAGAAGUGAUCAAGAAAUGAAGCGGAGGAUCUGCACACUGAAGCAGAGCGGGAUCAGCAGCGUUGUGUUCAUAACUGAUAUCUGUUCUGUUCCUGUAGUUCUGCUACACCAGCAUUAGAUGAUCUCACACAGCUUCUGUAGUAAAGAACAGACAUGACCACACACACGCGUGUCCAUCUCCUCACAUGAUCACACACACGCGUGUCCAUCUCCUCACAUGAUCACACACACGCGUGUCCAUCUCCUCACAUGAUCACACACACGCGUGUCCAUCUCCUCACAUGAUCACACACACACGCGUGUCCAUCUCCUCACAUGAUCACACACACACGCGUGUCCAUCUCCUCACAUGACCACACACACACACGCGUGUCCAUCUCCUCACAUGAUCACACACACGCGUGUCCAUCUCCUCACAUGACCACACACACGCGUGUCCAUCUCCUCACAUGAUCACACACACGCGUGUCCAUCUCCUCACAUGAUCACACACACGCGUGUCCAUCUCCUCACAUGACCACACACACACGCGUGUCCAUCUCUUCACAUGACCACACACACACGCGUGUCCAUCUCCUCACAUGACCACACACACACGCGUGUCCAUCUCCUCACAUGAUCACACACACACGCGUGUCCAUCUCCUCACAUGAUCACACACACGCGUGUCCAUCUCCUCACAUGAUCACACACACGCGUGUCCAUCUCCUCACAUGACCACACACACGCGUGUGUCCAUCUCCUCACAUGAUCAGUCCCCAUGUCUGUUUCUUCUCUGUGCUGAGUUAUUGUUAUGCAUUAUUGGGACACUAUACUAUACAUAUACUCAUAUAUGCUCAUAUUUUACUCUGUAAUUUCAUGAUGUGUGGACAGAUGUUUUAUGAAAUUCCCAAAUAAAGUAUCAUUUUUAGUCAUCAGAAAGAAA